Armigeres subalbatus is the source of this 4006-nucleotide messenger RNA. RefSeq names its product beta-1-syntrophin (gene Syn1). NCBI's taxonomy places the organism in Eukaryota, Metazoa, Arthropoda, Insecta, Diptera, Culicidae. The record is from RefSeq and is a predicted model, not a curated record. Gene Ontology annotation, cellular component: intracellular anatomical structure; dystrophin-associated glycoprotein complex. The transcript is spliced from 12 exons. Gene Ontology annotation, molecular function: structural molecule activity; protein binding. The coding region runs from base 1867 to 3819 and encodes 650 amino acids.
GGUUUGAAUGCUGGUGCGAACGACGGUCCUGGAUAUCUUAGUGGAUAUUGAAGUGUUUUUUUGAGCUUGAAAAAUAGACUUCAGCUCCAGACUUCAGAACGGAUUUAGAAUUUUGGGGUGCUUCACGAAGAGUUUGUGGAAUUUCGGAUAGAUAUUGGGCGUUGGGAUACCUUUUUCGAUAUUUGACUGGUGGGAAAAUCAUCAGUGGGAGUGUUAUCCUUCGCCAAAACAAACUUGCGUUAGUCUGCAGAGGGAGCGGAAGUGAUACUUGAAUUGCAGAGAAUCUCUAGCCUUAGCUUUCGAGAAAUGGAUUAAUGAGUGUUGUGUUUACUGAAAAUUAAUACUAGAAAAUCCCAACUUGAUACAGAACUGACCUUUCAGAUCCUCCGAUGCGAAAGGAAGGACGAGGUAUUGUGGGCAGAAAAUCGAUUAGAAGUGUUUCGUUCAUAUAUCGAUGCGUGUUUGUGACUAUGUGCGUAGAGGGUGAGUGGUGAGCAGCAAGUCGCGGGCAAUUUCAAACCACAGAUUAUCAAUCAACAUGUAUUGAAGUGAAUCUCGGAGCUGCAAAAUCCGGAUUCAGACGAAGAAAAAAAUAGUGUGGGCCAGUGGGGAAGAAAAAUUGGCUGAGGUUCGAUAUUCCGCAGAUGCUGCGAAAGCUGCACUUGUAAAUGUAGUGAGUUACACCGUGAGUAGUGAGAAACUUGCCACCCGCGGUGAGAAAGAGCGGGGGUUGCGAUUCUGAGAAGAUUCAAGGGAUGGUGUUAAAGCUCCAGAGCCGGUGGUGCUGCAAUUAAUCAAACAUAAAUGUCAGGCAUCCAGCCUGGAUGUCACAGUCGACUGGAAAUUGUCAAUUCCAGUGAUAGAAGAAUAAAUAAUUAAUCUAGGUGUGAUUGGAUGUUGUAGCAAGGACCCAUUUCACAGCGUUUCCGUUCGGCAGAGUUUUCCUCCCGCCACCGUACACACAUAUAUUACGUAGGUACAUCGGUUUUAUCGAGAAAAGGCAGUCGCAUGUGACAAAUUGGUUGUUCGUGUGUUUCCUCCGAGCGAUUAUUCAUACGCUGCUUGUGGUGCGGUCGUCGGUCGGUUUGUCGGCGAGUGUGUGUUCCGAUUAAUAAGGAAAGGUGGAAAAAUUAUUACCAUUGAAAGCUUGCGUUCAGCGUUUUUGUUUUGCCCCCAAGGGAGAAGAUUAUCUGGAGAAGAAACCUCGCGCCUGGUUCGAUGGAGGAAGCCCAAGAAGUGCAUAAUCCCACCCAUUAGCCUGAUGGUGGUGAGCCGGUGAGCCGAAUCGGUGGAGGAUUAGUGAACGGAAAACUGGGUCGAGGUGGCGGUGUGGUGGACUGAAAUAGACGAAGUAGUUUGGAACGGCCGGUCAGUGGACGUAAUUUCGCUGCCGUGGUGAAGAGAAUCGAAUUAGUCAAUGAGAAGGUCGCUCAUUUAGAAGAUAGGGAUGGAUUUUCGCUAAUGCAACCAGAUUGGUGCGUUUAUAGAAGCAGUGUCCUUCCUACAUCCGAACCGCUGCUGUGAUGGCGGCGAAAGUGGCACUCGGAACAAUGGCAACGAGUUCUGCGACGACAACCACUUGGGCGGCUACGGUUGCGACGGCAGUAAACUUCUAUCAGUGAAAUUCAAUUACGUCGAGUUAUCGCGUUUGUCUUCCGUUAGCUGUGAGUGGGGAAAUCGCGUGUGUAUGUGUGUGAUUUAGUUUCUGUAAAUUAAUCCAACCGAGAAGAAAGUAAACUUCGCAAACGAGUUCCAGCUGACAACGAUCUCGUGGGAUUAGAAAGCAUUACUGGCACGAAACACGACUAUUCUUCCAUCCAUCGAUUCAGUUAGUAAACCCGAGUACGAAUCACUUCGACAACAGCCAUGGUGGAAUCGGCCAGCAUGAACCGGACCAGUCCGGCGGGCUCGACGUCGAUUGUGGCGGCCGGCGUCCGAAGUGGAAUCCUGGAGACACGGGUCCGUGGGGCAUGGUACCGGGUAUCGGUCACGUUGGAAACGGACUACAUUUCGGUCAGCCUGGACGAAACAUGCGAACCGGUCGAUCACAGUACGACGCUGAACGGGACGCUCGGGAGCAACCACAGCGGCAACAACGGUUCGAACAAUUCGUCGCAGCCCUCGUCGGCGGGUGCAUCCGGGCCAUCGAUCCACUCGUCGGAGAAUCUGAGCAACGGCGGAGGUCAGAACGGCGUGACGACCCCGGCCGGAAGCAGCACACUCAACGGCGGAGGCAGUCUCAAUGGGGACAAUUUCCUCAAUAACAACAACAACAACAGCAACAGUAGCAGCAGCAACAGCAACGGCACCGGUUUGGUCAAUGGAAACAGCAACGGACUGAGUGGGGGCAUUGUGGGAGGCGGUAAUAUACUGAACAAUAAUAGUGGGGGAGCGGGCAGUGCCGGGAGUGGUAGCAACAACAACAGCAUCGACAAUGGAAUCGCCGAAAUUUGCGACGUACCUGAUUCGGUGGCGAACCAGAAGCGACAUGUCCGCGUUAUCAAGUCUGACAACAACGGGCUCGGUAUAUCGAUCAAGGGUGGUCGCGAAAACCGAAUGCCCAUCCUGAUAUCGAAAAUCUUCCGCGGGAUGGCUGCAGACAACGCCAAAGGGCUGUACGUGGGCGACGCGAUUCUGUCGGUGAACGGCGAAGACCUGCGGGAUGCCACCCACGAGGAAGCGGUCCGGUCCCUGAAGCGAGCCGGUCGGGUCGUGGAUCUAGAAGUUAAAUUCCUGCGCGAGGUCACCCCAUACUUCCGGAAGGCGAGCAUUAUUUCCGAAGUGGGCUGGGAACUACAACGGGCAUUCCUGUGUCCACUUGGUCCCGGUGCCUCAUCCCCGCCAGCAGCUGCCCCACGGAGUCCGCCACGGGCCGACACCCGCUACAUUCCCCUGCAAUUGACCCAUUUGGCGCGGAAUCUGAAAUACCACGACGCUGAGAACCGCUGCAUAGAGCUGCACUCGCCGGACGGCAUUCACUCGUGCAUCCUGCGUGCCGUGGAUCCCCAGGAAGCGACCACCUGGUUCAACGCGCUCCACUCGGCCAUCGGCAAGAGCACCCAGAAAGCGCUGCUCGACGCGAACCGGGCCUUAGCGUCAAUUAUCGGCGAGCUGAAGUUCAUCGGAUGGCUAAGCCGGAGGUGCGGUGGCGAGCAGAAUGGACGCUCCAGCUCGGAAAGCUCAGACGAAUUAGAUAAAUGGCAAUCAAUUUUCGUAGCCGUCACCGAUCGUGAAUUUCGAUUGUACGAAAGCGCUCCCUGGUCGGUGGAGGCGUGGAGUCGACCGUUCGAGUGCAGCCCGCUGGUGACGACGCGGUUGGCCGGUGCUGGCAACACAUCCACCGUAGGAUCCAACUCGACGACGAAAUUUGACUUGCAGAACGCUCAGUCCAGUGUGUUUUGCGUCCGGUGCGGUACCCCACGGGGAGUCGUCAGCCAUUGGUUGCGAUCGGAGACGAACCGGGAUAUGGCGGCGUGGGCGCGGGUUUUGGUACAGGGUUGCCAUAAUGCCAUCAUUUGUCAGCGGGAAUUUUCGUUUCGAUGCUUGUACCAGGGUCGUCCCUGCCAACUAAUCGUCCACCUGGAUCGGGGCUUCACCCUGCUGGAUUCGGCCCUCGGAAGCACCGGCUCGAAACCGUUGUGGUCGUUCCCGUUCGAUCGCUUGAAAGGGUCAGCCGACGAUGGCACCAAGCUGCUCUAUCUGGACUUCACCGGAAGCGAAGACGGCGCCGAAAUAGAACUGGACAUGGAAUGCUGCCCAAAGCCCGUAGUAUUUGUCCUCCACAACUGCCUAUCGGCGAAGGUCCAUUCGUUGGCGUAAGAGCGCCAUCAAUUAUUUGAACGAAUCUAAGAAAAAGUAUUGUAACUUUGGAUAAAGAAAAAUCACUUUUAAUGUAAUCAAUGGAUUGACAAAAAUUGUACAUAUUUAAGAAGGCUCAUCUGCAGCUGUCGGAAAGAAAUAUCACACUGUUUGUAACUACAGACACCACCAGUUGUUUAAGUUUUGU